AUAUAAGUUCCUCCGUGCCGUGGCCCUCCCUUUCCAUCCCGCCGGUUCCCAAACCCUAGGUGGUCGAUCGCGCGGUUGAGCGGCGAAGAUGACUUUCAAGCGUAGGAACGGUGGACGCAACAAGCAUGGCCGCGGCCACGUUAACUUCAUCCGAUGCUCUAACUGCGGCAAGUGCUGCCCCAAGGACAAGGCAAUUAAGAGGUUUCUUGUGAGGAACAUCGUGGAGCAGGCAGCCGUAAGGGAUGUGCAGGAGGCCUGUGCUUAUGAUGGUUACACUCUUCCGAAGUUGUAUAUCAAGAUGCAAUACUGCGUCUCUUGUGCAAUUCACUCGAAGGUUGUCAGGGUGAGGUCUCGUACUGACAGGCGGAACCGUGAGCCACCGCCGCGAUUCAGGCGCCGGGAUGAUCUGGCAAGGCCCGGGCAAGGACCUCGUCCGGCUGGUGUUGGAAACCCUCCCCCCCGUCCAUGAGUGCAAUGGUUUUCUGAUGAAAAAAAUCAUUAUUAGAGCCUACCGAGGGUUUAGGAUGUGCGAACAGUUUCCAUUUAAAUGUUCACUAGACAAAUGGUCUUUUCUGCUGCUGAAUUAAUGUUACUUUUUGAUGGUUGAUGAAAUGCCUUGUGCUAUGUGUUCCCUUUUUAAACGAUUUCGUUGAAACGUUGAAUUAGUAUUAUAAUUUGGUUGGUACCCUGUCUUUUUC
Messenger RNA from Musa acuminata subsp. malaccensis (wild Malaysian banana), 698 nucleotides. RefSeq names its product small ribosomal subunit protein eS26y-like. Gene Ontology annotation, molecular function: mRNA binding; structural constituent of ribosome. NCBI's taxonomy places the organism in Eukaryota, Viridiplantae, Streptophyta, Magnoliopsida, Zingiberales, Musaceae. The record is from RefSeq and is a predicted model, not a curated record. Gene Ontology annotation, cellular component: ribosome; cytosolic small ribosomal subunit. Gene Ontology annotation, biological process: translation.